Messenger RNA from Diospyros lotus (date-plum), 647 nucleotides. Its product is annotated as putative phytosulfokines 4. The record is from RefSeq and is a predicted model, not a curated record. Lineage: Eukaryota; Viridiplantae; Streptophyta; Magnoliopsida; Ericales; Ebenaceae. Gene Ontology annotation, biological process: cell population proliferation. Gene Ontology annotation, molecular function: growth factor activity. Gene Ontology annotation, cellular component: extracellular region. The transcript has 3 exons. Bases 1 to 459 code for a protein of 152 amino acids.
AUGGCGACUCACAGGAAAUUGGAGAUGGUGACAAAGAGGAAAGGGACAAAGCCGACACGAAUGGGAGAGGAAAAUCUUGAGAAAUUGAGGCCCUUCCUCUUCACCAGCUCGCAGUCGGCAGUCGGAGAGACGAUGGCCAAUUUCCCCACCCUCUUCAUCGUAGCCCUGCUCCUCUUCCGGGCCCUAACGUGCGCCGCCCGCCCGGAGCCCGCUUUUCUCGGCAAGACAGCCCAACAUCGCCCUGUGGUUGUCGAAGUUGAUGAUUCGGCGGCGGCGGCGGCGGCGGCGGCGGAGGAGGAGGAGGAGAGCUGCCAAGGAAUCGGAGAAGAAGAGUGUUUGAUGAGAAGAACACUGGCCGCCCAGGUUGAUUAUAUCUACACCUGUGACCCAGAAGCAGAAGCCGCCAAGAAUACACACACACACACAGACGUAUCUCCACCUCCCUGUUCUGGUGAUUAAUUAGUUUGAGUUUGUUUGAGACAUGUGUUGAUGAGUAGCUGUUCGGUUUCAGAUCUUACAUACAUGGUUCAGUUCGUAUGAGUGUGUUUGAUUGGAAGCAUAUAUAGAUCGUACGUAUGAUUGUGCUUAUAGAUCGUAUUAGUGUGUUUGGUUGCCAGCACAGAUUUGAGUGUUUAUAGAUCGUAUGA